Molecule: messenger RNA, 1755 nt
Organism: Stegostoma tigrinum
Lineage: Eukaryota; Metazoa; Chordata; Chondrichthyes; Orectolobiformes; Stegostomatidae
Product: deleted in malignant brain tumors 1 protein-like
Exons: 9
Coding region: 1-1755 (584 amino acids)
Cellular component (GO): membrane
Source: RefSeq, a predicted model, not a curated record
AUGUGUUUUUGUCUAACAGAACACUUACAGUUAAGGUUGUCAGAUGGUGGAAGCACUUGUGCAGGUAGAGUGGAGAUUUACUACAACGGGACAUGGGGCUCAGUUUGUGAUGACUCCUGGGAUAUGGUAGACGCUCAAGUGGUUUGCAGACAACUGGGAUGUGGAGAUGCAUUGGAUAUGACCCUUCCUUCCUACUGUGGACCGGGCUCAGGGCCCGUUUGGUUGAAAGAUGUGAAGUGUUCUGGAAACGAAUCAUUUCUCUGGGAAUGUCCUUCAGCACGAUUCGGUGAACAAGACGACUGUUCUCAUAAAGAGGAUGUGAGAAUUAUCUGCUCAGAGCACAAGGCGAUGAGGCUAGUGAAUGGAAAACAUCGCUGUGAGGGAAGAGUGGAAGUGUUCUACAACGGGACCUGGGGAACAGUGUGCUCAGACAAAAUGAAUUCAGUCAAUGGAAACAUUAUUUGCAAACAUUUGCACUGUGGCGCAUUCCAGUAUAUUGAAGAUGACAUUAACUCAUUCGGAGCUGGAACAGGACAGAUUUGGCUUGAUGAAAUAGAGUGUCAAUCGCAUGAGUCGAAACUCUGGCAAUGUCAGUCAGAUUUGUGGGGUCAACACAACUGUAACCACAAGGAAGAUGCAGGUGUUGUUUGUUCAGAGAUCGAUGAAAGGAUGGAACAGCCUCUAAGUUCCAAUUCCUGCAUUCAGAACUCAGAUUCACAACAUACCUUGCGCCUUGUUGGAGGAAACAGCAACUGUUCUGGAAGAGUGGAAAUCAUGUGCAAUGAACACUGGGGAACAUUGUGUGGUGAUUCCUGGGAUAUGACUGAUGCCAAUGUUGUCUGCAGUCAGCAGUCAUGCGGUUUUGCUGUAUCAGCUCAACGAGUGCCCGCUGUCUCCCAGGGAAUUUAUGAAGAAAUUGAGAAUAUCCCCGUUAGUACGACGGCAGUUCAGAAACAAGGCACAGGUAUGGAUUUCCUCGUUCGUAGUGAGUCGUUGUUGGAGAAAUGUGGCUUCCAUUCAAGUUCAAUCAUCAGUGAACUGAUUGAAUAUGUUUAUAUGUUAAAUCACUUUCCUCGUGUGAAGGAAGAUAUCACAUUGAAUGAAUCUCAGUCGGUGUUUGGAGAGAGAAAUUCUGCUUCCAUUGACUCACUCAAUCGCAUUGACUACUACACCAACCACAACGUGAGUGAGAAUAAUCCAGAAUCACCAAAUCCUGAGGUGAAAUCCAACAGUAUUCCAGGUCCGAUUUGUAGAGAUUAUGAUGAUAUUAUGACUGAAGAAGAUGAAUCUCAGGCUGGCCAUUCACAACUGGACAGUGAUCCUGAUGAAAACCUCACAUUGACAAAUGCUGACAUUGGACUUCAUUCAGUCGCGUUAUUGUCUGCAAUGAGAACAAACCCAAGUGCAUCAGUCUUUCCUCAUAGGACCUUCGCUUUAGACCAGUCAUCAGGAGGGUUCAAUUUAACGCUUCGCAGAGAAAAGUCAGGAAGUGGUAAGCCUCCCUUAAGACUUGAUGGUAGCCAGUCUAAGCUUUACUGUGUCCCUCAGCAUAUAGACAUUGUCUUUGGACUAUGCCAGUCUGAAAUGCGAAGUCGAGGUCAACUUCUUGCUUUGGAAGACCAACAGUUUUCAGACAGACCAAACAGCAUCUUUGACCAAACUGGUAGUCCUCCAGCUGUGGACAAUCUUUUUGUCCCUCGGUGCUCUGGAGAACAGACGGGGCAACACAGAAUCCUGUAUCACGGAGCUGCUUGA